AUGUUGGCUAGAACAUCACCUCGUGUCGUCACUUGCAACAGCGGCACCAAGUUCUGCUCACACCUCAUCUCUGUUCCUGCAGCAUCUAGCAGAAUCUGCCGACUCCGAAAUCACAUCCACUCCAUAGCGCCAUCCAGACCCCUUGGCGGAACUCCCGGAGCUAUUGUACCCUCGCCGAAGCAGCGCAUUGCAGCGCCUUUCUCUCCGAGACCAACUCGAUACUUCUCCGCCACGCCUAUCGCCACCAUGGCUCAAGACUACGAGACUGUCCUCAAGGGCAAGUACCCGGCCAAGGCCCAUGCCCGCCGUGUCGCCGAUAUUGUCAAGUCCAAAGUUCCCCAUGCUAGCGGUAUCCUCUAUGCCGAGGGUCGCAUGACCAAGCUCAUUGAGGAUAAUGAUGAGCCGGAACCCUUCAGACAGCGCCGCUACUUCUACUACCUGACCGGUUGCCCGCUCGCCGACUGCCACUACAUCUACGACCUCUCCACAUCCGAGUCCACUCUCUUUAUCCCUCCCAUCGACCCUGAUAGCGUCAUCUGGUCUGGCCUGCCCGUUAGCGCCGAGGAGGCCAAGGAUCGUUACGAUGUCGACCAUGUCAAGUACACUACCGAUGUGAAUGCCGAGCUUGUGCGACUGGGCAAAGGCUCCAGCAAGACCGUCUUCGCCAUUGAGGGCCAGGUCUUGGACUCUGUUACCUUCCUUGAGUUUGAGGGCAAGAACUUUAGCGUAUUGAAGACCGCCAUUGAGGAAAGCCGUGUGGUCAAGGACGACUAUGAGAUUGCUCUCACCAGGAAGGCCAACGCCAUCUCUACUGAUGCCCACCAUGCUGUCGUUAAGCAGGUGAAGAAGGCCAAGAAUGAGAGCGAACUGGAAGCUACUUUCCUGUACCACUGUGUCUCCAACGGCGCCAAAGAGCAGGCCUAUCACGGCAUUUUUGCCGGAGGCCGUGCUGCAGCCACCCUGCACUAUGUUGCCAACGAUGCUCCAUUGGAGGGUAAGCUCAACCUUCUCUUGGACGGCGGUGCUGAAUGGAACUGCUACGCCUCUGAUAUUACACGCACGUUCCCCAUUUCCGGCAAGUUCAGCAAGGAAUCUCGUGAGAUUUACGACAUCGUGUUGAAGAUGCAGCUGGAGACCACGGCAGCUCUGAAAGAGGGCGUCGUUUGGGAUGAUAUCCACCUGCUGGCCCACAAGAUCGCCAUCGACGGCCUCCACGCCAUCGGCAUUUUGAAGGGAGACAAGGAGGAGAUUCUCAAGAGCCGAACUAGCGUUGCCUUCUUCCCUCACGGUCUGGGUCACUACCUCGGAAUGGACACCCACGACGUCGGCGGCAACCCCAACUACGCCGACACGGACCCCAUGUUCCGUUAUCUGCGUGUCAGAGGCAAGCUGCCUGCUGGUAGCAUUGUUACCGUUGAGCCGGGCAUCUAUUUCUGCAACUUCAUCAUCGAGCCGUACUUGAAGGAUGCGGCGCAUUCCAAGUUCAUCGACACUGAUGUGUUGAACAAGUACUGGGACGUUGGUGGUGUGAGAAUCGAGGACAACAUCCUCAUCACCGCUACUGGCAGUGAAAACCUGACGCCGACCAUCAAGGACCCUGAUGAGUUGGAGAAGAUCAUUCAGGCCAGCUAA
This is a messenger RNA of Colletotrichum truncatum, 1632 nucleotides long. RefSeq names its product XAA-Pro dipeptidase (metallopeptidase family M24). Gene Ontology annotation, molecular function: manganese ion binding; metalloaminopeptidase activity. The record is from RefSeq and is a predicted model, not a curated record. Gene Ontology annotation, biological process: proteolysis. NCBI's taxonomy places the organism in Eukaryota, Fungi, Ascomycota, Sordariomycetes, Glomerellales, Glomerellaceae.